CGACUGCAGUAAGUGGCCCCGCCCCUCCCCAUUGACGGCAAAAUGGCGAAGGAGAGCUGUGAUGAAGUGAACAUGGACCCUGAUAUGGAUCUCCUGAGUGACGAAGAAUUAGAAAGGGAUGCAGAGGUCUUCAAGGAGCAAGGCAAUGCCUUUUAUAUCAAGAAGGAUUACGCAGAAGCAUUCAAUUAUUACACCAAGGCCAUAGACAUGUGUCCAAAGAAUGCAAGUUACUAUGGAAACCGGGCAGCCACGCUAAUGAUGUUGUGUCGGUACAGAGAGGCUUUAGAGGAUUCCCAGCAAGCAGUACGACUAGAUGACGACUUCAUGAAGGGCCACCUGCGAGAGGGCAAGUGCCACCUGACGCUCGGCAAUGCAAUGGCUGCCAGACGCUGUUUCCAGAGAGUUCUGGAGCUGGAGCCUGACAACGGCCCGGCUCAGCAGGAGGUCAAGAAUGCAGAGUCCAUCCUUGAAUAUGAGAGAAUGGCAGAGAUUGGAUUUGAGAAGAGAGACUUCAGGAUGGUUGUUUUUUGCAUGGACCGUGCCUUGGAGUCAGCUGCAGCCUGUCACAGGUUUAAGAUACUGAAGGCAGAGUGCUUAGCACUGCUGGGACGCUACCCUGAAGCUCAAUCUGUGGCCAGUGAUAUACUCCGAAUGGACUCCACUAACGCUGAUGCUCUGUACGUGCGAGGCCUCUGUCUGUACUAUGAGGACUGCAUUGAAAAGGCUGUCCAGUUCUUUGUUCAAGCCCUGCGCAUGGCACCUGACCACGACAAGGCUCGGCUCGCAUGCAGAAAUGCAAAAGCACUAAAAGCCAAGAAGGAGGAGGGGAACAAGGCGUUCAAGGAGGGGAACUUUGAGGCAGCCUGUGAGCUUUACACUCAGGCCCUCACAAUAGAUCCCAACAACAUCAAGACUAAUGCCAAGCUGUUCUGUAACAGGGCCACCGUUGGAUCGAAGCUAAAUAAACUAGAACAGGCCAUUGAAGACUGCACAAAGGCCAUUAAACUGGAUGAGACCUACAUCAAGGCCUAUUUACGGAGAGCACAGUGCUUCAUGGACACAGAGCAGUAUGAAGAGGCAGUGCGAGAUUAUGAGAAGGUUUACCAGACAGAGAAGACAAAAGAACAUAAGCACUUCCUGAAACAGGCCCAACUGGAGUUGAAGAAAAGCAAGCGGAAAGAUUACUACAAAGUGCUUGGAGUGAAUAAGAACGCCACAGAGGAGGAAAUCAAGAAAGCAUACCGCAAACGGGCACUUUUACAUCACCCAGACCGUCACAGCGGAGCUAGUCCUGAGUUGCAGAAGGAAGAGGAGAAGAAGUUCAAGGAGGUGGGCGAGGCCUUCAGCGUGUUGUCAGACCAAAAGAAGAAGACACGCUAUGACAGUGGUCAGGAUCUGGAGGAUGACAGCAUGAACAUGGGAGCAGACUUUGAUGCCAACAACAUUUUCAAGGCAUUCUUUGGAGGCCCAGGAGGUUUUAGUUUCGAAAGUCAGAAAUCAUCUGGUCCGGGAAAUUUCUUCUUCCAGUUUGGUUAAUCGGAGGAGGAUUUGUCUACCUAAAGAGUUACUACAUCAGGACUUUUCAACAAUAUCAACCCCAACCCACCAUGCGUAUUUAAUGACUGGCUAAUUGCAAGUCAAUUCCCUGUCUAUGCCAUUGACUGAAUGAAUGCAACCCAAUGACCACAUGCAACAAGCGAUGUACUUGCAUGUAUUGCAACGAGACCAAGUGCACAGGAUGAGUUGAUAGCAUUACUGCUUUUAAAUAGUUUUUUAUUCUUUUCAGAAUGAAACACACUUUAAAGAUAGCAAUGGCUGCCAACAAUGGUCCAAAUACUUGCUGAUAGCAGAGAUUGUGCAGCUAUCAUAUCAGAGCUUUUAGGGAUGCAUACAGGAAGUGACAUCUUUAGGAAACUUUGGAGAUGCAACUAAGCCAGCUUUUAUCCAGCUCACCUUACUGCUGAGGCGGCACUCUGCAUGAAAGUAAUAAGUUGUUUAAUGAUUUCUGAAGCAAAUCACUUAGACUGUCUCUGUAGAGGCAGACAGUUGGCUGCUAUAAAUUUGCACUAAAAACUGCCUUCUUGUCAUAAGCCAAUAGAAGCUCUUCAGCGUUUAGUUUUAAAUUCACAGCUGGUGUCUCGAGCUCCACUCGCAAUACAGCUGAAGUACAUUAGAGAGAUGGCAACAAAGACAGCGGUGGCCCCCUCCCUUCGUUGCCACAAGUUUUAUGUUUGAUGUUGCCAUUCACAGAUUGCUGAAUUGUACAUUUUACUGGAAUGGAAAGUGUUUAUUUGUGAUUUUUUUGAUUUGUAUAUUUAUUGUAAAUUUGCUGUCUAACAGAACCAUUGGUGUAAGAUGAGGACACUUUUCUCUGAAAGGUUUGUAAGAGUUUAUGAUCAACCCUUUGACACAAAUUCAGGAAGGUAAUUGUUUUUGCUUGGCCUACACAUCAUAUUAUGCUGAGAUUAUACUCCAUGUGUUCAUUGACUGUGAAGCAAGUUAUCAAAUGUUACUCAAUUCAACAUAUGACCAUAAGAAAAUAACCUAUGUGUUUGCUAUUGUCUAAGAAAGUCAGGCAGUGUGCAAUGGUGUAUUCCUGGUAACGUUCAGUUACUUCCUGAUGAGUGUUGUUGUUCUAUUGGUGCACUUAAUGAAGAAAAGAAAAGCGACCUCAUCUUUACUCAUUGUUGUUGCCCUUAUGGUGAAACCAUCCUCUUUAUCCUUAAAAAAAGUACCAGCCAAGUCAAUAAAGUUGGCCUCCUCUGGGUUUCCUCUAAA
Messenger RNA from Gymnodraco acuticeps, 2778 nucleotides. It is a transcript of the gene dnajc7, whose product is annotated as DnaJ (Hsp40) homolog, subfamily C, member 7. Lineage: Eukaryota; Metazoa; Chordata; Actinopteri; Perciformes; Bathydraconidae. Gene Ontology annotation, molecular function: protein binding. The record is from RefSeq and is a predicted model, not a curated record. The transcript is spliced from 14 exons. Bases 43 to 1536 code for a protein of 497 amino acids.